Molecule: messenger RNA, 4205 nt
Organism: Coffea arabica (coffee)
Lineage: Eukaryota; Viridiplantae; Streptophyta; Magnoliopsida; Gentianales; Rubiaceae
Source: RefSeq, a predicted model, not a curated record
AAAAAAAAAAAAAAAGGCUACUGUUACCCAAUUUCUAACAAUUAUCCAUUGUCCCCACCCACAAAAACUGACUCCAAUUUCCUUCCAGUUUCCUUCUCUCUCUCACUGUCCCCAUUUGUGGAAAAAUCAGUCUAAUGAGUUAGGGCUAUCGAUUUACCCUCCAAACUCGAUUAAUUUACACCCACAACCUACUUUCCUCCUCCUCGAUUCAGAUCUCCUAACAACCUAAACAUUGGACAGCCAAACCCCAUUAAGCUAAUCAAGUCUACUCUAUUUGGGAAUUUUGGCAGUUUCUUUGUACUGGUUUGGAGUAUACGCAAUUUGGGGGAACCCAUUUGGAUUUUUGGGGAAAUAUUCAUUUUAGGUAUGCCCGCGUGGGAAUUUUGGUGAAUUGAAGGUGAAGGAGUGUCAAGAUUGUGGUUUUUGUGGGGUAUUUUGUGGAGGUGGAAUGGCUGAGCUGGCAUUAACUCAAAGAAUGCCAAAUUCGGAUAUGGGGUUGAGGGAUGAGAGUUUAGUCAUUGGGCAAGAUUUUUCGGGUGUUGAUGCUUGUAGGAGGGAUAUGGUUGAGCAGGAUUUAACGUCAACUGCUACAAAUUUGGAUGUUGGAUUGCCAGACCAGCCUUUAGUUAUUGGACAAGAGUUCCCAGAUGUCGAUAGUUGUAGGAGGACUUUGAAGGACAUAGCUAUAGCAAUGCAUUUUGAAAUUCGGAUUGUUAAGUCAGAUAGGAGUAGGUUCAUAGCUAAGUGCUCCAAAGAGGGGUGUCCAUGGCGCGUUCAUGUGGCGAAAUGUCCUGGAGUUCCUAAAUUUACGGUUAGGACACUUCAUGGAGAGCAUACUUGUGAAGGAGUUCAAAGCCUCCACCAUCAACAGGCAUCUGUGGGAUGGGUUGCAAGGUCUGUGGAAGCUCGUGUUAGGGAUAAUCCUCAAUACAAGCCCAAGGAGAUUUUGCAAGAUAUUCGGGAUAAGCAUGGGGUUGCUGUGUCAUAUAUGCAAGCCUGGCGUGGAAAGGAGCGUAGCAUGGCUGCAUUACAUGGGACUUUUGAGGAAGGUUAUCGGCUUCUUCCAGCAUAUUGUGAACAGAUAAGAAGGACCAAUCCAGGGAGUAUUGCUUCAGUUGUUGCCACUGGACAAGAUAAUUGUUUCCAACGGCUCUUUGUUUCUUACCGUGCAGCAAUUUAUGGGUUUCUUAAUGCUUGUAGGCCGCUUUUAGAACUUGACAGAGUUCAUCUCAAAGGCAAAUACUUGGGUUCAAUAAUUUGUGCCGCUGCUGUGGAUGCUGAUGAUGCAUUGUUUCCAUUAGCAAUAGCUGUUGUUGAUUCAGAAAGUAAUGAAAAUUGGAUGUGGUUCAUGUCUGAACUCCGCAAACUUCUUGGAGUGAACACUGAUAGCAUGCCAAGACUUACAAUACUUUCUGAGAGAACGAUGGGGAUGGUAGAGGCAGUUGAGACACAUUUUCCAAAUGCUUUUCAUGGUUUUUGUCUGCGUUAUGUCAGUGAGAAUUUUCGUGAUACAUUCAAGAACUCUAAGCUGGUGAAUAUCUUCUGGAAUGCAGUUUAUGCACUUACAUCUGCUGAAUUCGAAAACAAAAUAGCUGAGAUGGUGGAUAUUUCACAAGAUGUUCUAGCAUGGUUUAACCAUUUUAACCCGCAGCUGUGGGCUGUGGCUUACUUUGAGGGAGUACGAUAUGGCCAUUUCACACUGGGAGUCACUGAGUUGUUGUAUAAUUGGGCACUGGAAUGUCAUGAGCUUCCCAUAGUACAAAUGAUGGAGCACAUUCGCCAUCAGAUGACAUCAUGGUUCAGUGAUCGUCGUAAUAUGGGCAUGAGGCUGACAUCAAUUCUUGUACCUUCUGCUGAAAAGAAGAUUGCAGAAGCAAUUGCAGAUGCUCGUUGCUACAAAGUUCUUCGUGCAAAUGAAGUUGAAUUUGAGAUUGUGUCAACUGAACGGACAAAUAUUGUGGACAUAAGAAGUCGUAUUUGUUCUUGUCGACGGUGGCAACUUUAUGGACUGCCAUGUGCACAUGCUGCUGCUGCGCUUAUCUCUUGUGGUCAGAAUGCUCAUUUAUUUGCGGAGCAUUGUUUUACUGUACACAGCUGCCGUGAAACUUAUUCACAGAUGAUAUAUCCUAUACCAGAUAGGAGCCUUUGGAAGGAGCCUGGUGAAGGAGCAGAGGGUGGAGGUGCCAAGGUGGAUAUUACUAUCCGUCCACCUAAGACUCGUAGGCCUCCUGGAAGGCCUAAAAAGAAGGUUCUCCGCAUAGAGAGUUUCAAACGUCCAAAGCGGGUUGUUCAAUGUGGUCGCUGCCAUAUGCUGGGACACUCUCAAAAAAAGUGCACAUUGCCAACAUGAUCCUUUAGUUCUCCAUUUUAUCUUUUCCUUUUUUUUUUUUCCUUUUUUGCCAUUCUUUUUUAUUAUGAAGUUUCCGUGUGAAGUGUUCUGUCCUUGUAAGAUUGACGUACUUCUUCAGCAAAUUAGUUACUAAGCAGGCACAUGGCUUCCAUGCUGUAGUUUCACUUGUUCCUUGCAUGUAUUGCAGCAGCAAGUGAUGUUCCCUUGUACUAGACUAAUUAACUUCUCCCUUAACUGUAUCAAAAAUAUUCCGUCUGCCCUUAUCCUGUAAAUGUUGUAAUGUAACUGACUGUAUAGGCUAGCAAAUUUCAUUCAAGUUUCUUUAGCAUGGAGAGUUGUUACAUACAUGCAUUUAUGUGUUUUUAUCAUUGCUGUGGUCCUCUAAGUAAGUCAGUUACUGAUUGGUACUCUGUUCAUAUUUAACUUUCUCUCUGUUGUUAUUUCUUUUGUGGCUAUGUGCCUAAUUUUGCCUUACAAUUAUGAUUGAAGGACAAACGAACUCAUGAUAGCUAUUCUUUAAUAUUUUCUAAAGGAAUGUGAUGUAUAUUUCCUGUCAUCAACAAAAACUGGAAUUAUUUUGACAAUCCACAUCUUAAGUUGUUUCUGUGGAGUAUCUUGCUCUCCAUUCAUAUAGGUAAAUUUGUGAUGGUUCUUGUGGUUCUGUGUAUUGGCUGGCACAUUUACGCCUGCCAAAUUCUUCAGCUGCUUUAUGUGGAUUGUAGAUGAUGAUGAAGCAGGGAUGCUUGAUUGCUUGAAAUGAGCUCUCUAGGUGCAAACUUUUGAAAAGAAGAAAUAAAAAAUAUGCGGAUGCUUUUAUCUUUGUUGAUCUCUUUGUGUUUGUUUUUCCUAUUAAUGACAUUCCCCAUAUACAGUAUUCUAUUGGUUCACUCUUAACUGAUGCAAAACUUGUGCAAUCACUAUCAGAGUUUUUUGUGGCCAAUGUAGAGCAUUGCUCUGGAGUGCCACCAAUGAAGUUCUGGAAGUUGGACUGUUUUAUUCUCUUCUUGCCAUGCAAUGUGAGUGUGACCAUUGUAUUGGCUCAUUUAUGCAUGUUAAAUUGUCAACUGCUUUGUGCGCAUUGUAGAUGGCAAAGCACCAGGGAUGCUUGAUUGCUUGAAUAAAGGUGAAAUGAGCUCUCAAGUUGCAACAUACAAAGCUUGUGUAUUUUGUGGCCAAUGUAGAGGAUUGCUCUUGAGUGCCAGCAAUGAAGUCCUGCAAGUUGCUUCGUUCUACUUUCGUCUUGCCAUGCUACGCGAGAUACAGAAUUUACAGAUCUGCCAGAAAACAGUGCAGAUAUAGUUUUGCUGCCAUUCUUGAAUUGCCAGCCCGAAGGCUGCAUUUUGUGGGAAACAGUCACCUUCUCUGGCAAAAGACAUGGAGGACUCCAAGUCUACCAUGGAGAAACGAGUUUUGACACUACAAGAGAGAAAGCAACAAGCAGAUAAGGAACAAGAGGCAGUGGAGAAGGAAGUGCAGGAGCUUUUGACUUGGACAGAUAUGAUCGAAGGCAUGGAUGAGUCUCAACUGAAAACAUAUGUCAAGAACAGGCCGAAACACCUGAAGACUGCAAAAUGGGAAAAACUUGGAAAGAGCAGAAGGUUUAAAGGGAUGGAAAAAUGUAAAAGAUCUGUCAGUAGUGGAAUAAUGGCCACUGUUUGGAAGUUUCACAAAGAAGGGGAUGGCGGUUCUAUCUAGUCUCUGUUUACUUCAACAAUGUGGCUCUAUUUUCAUCUUCUUCGUGUGUGUAUUUUGUGUGCGCGCCCGUGCGUGCGUGCGGGCGUAUGUUAAGGCUAAGAGAGGCAAUUAGUACAUCUUGCAAGUAUAAACCUACCUUAAAAUAUGUAUCUGAUAUUCA